Molecule: messenger RNA, 1703 nt
Organism: Cyprinus carpio (common carp)
Lineage: Eukaryota; Metazoa; Chordata; Actinopteri; Cypriniformes; Cyprinidae
Product: protein c-Fos-like
Biological process (GO): regulation of transcription by RNA polymerase II
Cellular component (GO): nucleus
Molecular function (GO): RNA polymerase II cis-regulatory region sequence-specific DNA binding; DNA-binding transcription factor activity, RNA polymerase II-specific
Source: RefSeq, a predicted model, not a curated record
CUGUAGCAGUCAAACUUUGGAUACAGACAGACAGAGAGAAGAACAGCAGACGAACACGGAACUAGCAGACCGCGGCUUUUGAAACCUCUCUAACUUUCUGGAUAUAUUAGCGCUGGAUAGCUCGUGCUUCUCGACUUUGGACAGGAUGAUGUUCACCAGCCUUAACGCCGAUUGUGACGCGUCUUCCCGGUGCAGCACGGCGUCGCCGAGCGGCGAGAGCGUCGCGUAUUACCCGCUCAACCAGACUCAGGAGUUCACAGACCUGAGUGUCUCAAGUGCCUCUUUCGUGCCGACCGUGACCGCGAUCUCUUCAUGCCCGGACCUGCAGUGGAUGGUCCAGUCCAUGGUUUCAUCUGUUGCGCCCUCCAACGGCGGAGCUCGAUCUUACAACCCAGACCCUUACUCCAAAAUGAGGGUCACUGCAACUAGAUCCCCCAACUCCAACAAGAGAGCCAGAGCUGAGCAGAUUUCUCCAGAGGAGGAAGAGAAGAAAAGAGUCCGUCGUGAGCGAAAUAAGAUGGCUGCCGCAAAAUGCCGCAACCGAAGACGAGAGCUCACCGAUACGCUGCAAGCUGAAACUGACCAACUUGAGGAUGAGAAAUCCGCCCUUCAAAAUGACAUCGCCAACCUGCUCAAAGAGAAAGAGAGGUUAGAGUUCAUCCUCGCCGCACACAAACCCAUCUGCAAGAUCCCCGCCGAGAUGUCAGCCAGCUCCGUCUCCCCCAUCCCCUCCGAUUCGGUCCCUGAGAUCCACAGCAUCACUACCUCAGUGGUCUCCACACUAAACGCAGCGGUUACGACCUCUUCCAGCAGCUCGCUGUUCUCCAGCACGGCCACCACCGACAGCUUCGGCUCCACGGUGAAGAUCUCAGACCUGGAGCCCACCCUGGAGGAGUCUCUGGAGCUCUUGGCCAAAGCUGAGCUGGAAACGGCUCGCUCGGUCCCCGAUGUGGACCUGUCUAGCUCUCUGUACGCUCAAGACUGGGAGCCGCUCUACACAGCUGCAAACAACGACCUGGAGCCCCUUUGCACGCCCGUCGUCACCUGCACUCCGGCCUGCACCACCUAUACGUCUUCCUUUAUGUUCAACUACCCAGAAAACGACGUCUUCCCCAGCUGUGGGCCUGUCCACCGGCGGGGCAGUAGCAGCAACGACCAAUCAUCCGACUCCUUGAAUUCUCCAACCCUCCUCACUCUUUGAGAAUUCACUAUAGACACUUUGAAUUUCUAUUUCGGACACACAACUUGAGAUAAAAUGGUAUUGCAGGGCUAUGGAACUGACUAUAUCAAGCAAUCGUUAUUGCUUCCUAUAUUUAUCUGAACCAUACAUGCCUGCCAAAUGUAGCAAGAUAAGCAUGGAUUAACUGAUUUUGCAUUAAUGAUAUAUAGUUAAUAUUAAGUUAAACUAAUAAUAGUUUUUUUUUUUAGUUUACAGGUGCUAGAUUUGAAUUGUUGUAUUAGUGUGUUCUGAGCAAUAGAGAACUGAUAUGUUUUGCCUUUAUGGUUGAUUUCUGAAUGUGUACAUUUUAUUUACUCAAAUGUGUGCUGCAUAACCAUUGCAUUAAAUGGUCUAACGUCCAAGUAUGAAGUUUUCUGUGAAAACGUAGUCUGUUUAAUUUAUGGGAUUUUUAUUUUUGUACUGAAGUGUGAACUUGCGAAUUGUUUGCAAAACUAGACACAAUAAAUAUUAAAUGUACCAAAAA